This is a messenger RNA of Amphibalanus amphitrite, 2080 nucleotides long. RefSeq names its product ephrin-A4-like. Gene Ontology annotation, biological process: axon guidance; ephrin receptor signaling pathway. The transcript has 6 exons. Gene Ontology annotation, cellular component: plasma membrane. Bases 189 to 1124 code for a protein of 311 amino acids. Lineage: Eukaryota; Metazoa; Arthropoda; Thecostraca; Balanomorpha; Balanidae. The record is from RefSeq and is a predicted model, not a curated record. Gene Ontology annotation, molecular function: ephrin receptor binding.
GCAGUCCGUGCUCUGAGGUCGGUGGGGGUGCACGUGUGUGCUGUGCUGUCUCGCGAUAGGUCUGAGGAGGAGCGGUCAGUCGGCCGCCGCUGUGGUGUGACGCCUGGCAUGGGCAGCGGAGUCUGUCGAGCUGCAGUCCGCCAGUGACAGUGCCGAGUCGGCCGGUGACGCGCACACGAGUGGCAGAUAUGGCCCGCGGUCCCACCGAGUGGCUGCUGACGCUGCUGGCAGUGCUGCUGUUCUGCGGCAGCGCCUCCGCCACAAAGAUCUUCUACAUCCACUGGAACACAACCAACCCCAUAUUCCAGAUCAGCAACACAGACCACAUCAUCGACGUCAACAAGGGCAACAACCUGUUCGAGUACGACCAGGUGACCAUUAUCUGUCCGAGCUACAGUGAAUGGACCAAGGAAGAGGAUACGGAGAAAUACAUCAUAUAUAACGUGUCGAAGGAGGAGUACGACACAUGUCGGAUCACCAACCCGAACCCGCGCAUCAUCGCUGUCUGCGACAAGCCGUACAAGCUGAUGUUCUUCACCAUCACCUUCCGGUCAUUCACACCUCAGCCGGGAGGGCUAGAGUUCCGGCCCGGCCAGGACUACUUCUUCAUCUCCACCUCUGCCCGGGGCGACAUGCUGCGUCGGAUCGGCGGCCGGUGUUCGACGCACAACAUGAAGGUGGUCUUCAAGGUGUGCUGUAACGAGACAAGCCAGAACCGCAUCCCCGACCACGGCGGCCCAGCGCUGCUGCCGGGCCCGGGUCUCCAGACACCGGCGCCGGCGCCGCCGCCGUUACCCGCUGACGAGGCUGUGUCGGAGACGACGCUGCCGCCGCCGGCGUGGCUGCCGCCGCGCGCGUCCUCACCGCGCAGCACGGCCCGGCCCACGCCACGGCACUCGUACAAGGGAGGCUACAAUGUGCCGACCAUCAACGUCAAGGCCACCACAGAGAAACAAGACGAGUACGGCAAAAAGAAGCACCCGAACGACGUGGCCAAGAACGAGGGUCUGACGUCGUCGGCGUCGACGCCAGCGACGGGCGUGGUGCGCCGCGCAGACUUAAUGUGUGUCUCUGUGGCCGUGAGCAUAGCUGGGCUGCUGCUGCUGCGGCCGGGGCCCGGCUGAUCGGCCGCCGCGCCCUAGCCGAGCUGUGAAUACCCGCGGACUGUACAGCGAGUGGGGCCGCCGCGGUGCUGCCACCUAUGGACGUCAGGACGACAGUGUGGUUGCGCUGCGCGCCGCCGCGGCGCUGCUGUCGACUCGGCGAGCGCCGCGUCAAGCUUUACUUUGUGAUUGAAGAUAUUUUACCGGCCAGAUGGCCAUUGUGAUACGUUUUACUUGUAUUGACUAUCUGUGAGUGUUACAUGGAUGAUGACUGACGCCUUCCUUCUGUGGGCCAACCGUGUGCUUGUGCGUGUGCGUGUGUAUGUGUGGGUGUACACACGAUGUGAAUAAGUCAUAGUAUGUGCGGCGAUCGGUAGCAUUGGCCGGUGGCGGAGGGCCUUCGGUCGCCCGUCGAGCCGCGGGCCGCCGCUGUCGACAGACACCCGUUAGCGCAAGUGCCUCCAGUGCCGAGCCACCCGUCUAGGAGUGAGUGAGCACGGAGGAGGGAGCCGCGUGAUCGGUCGCUGUAUCUCGUUGUGUUCGUGUUGGCCGUUUGGUUGUUCAGUGGCGUGUUAUGUGAGCUGUUCUGUCUCUCGCUCUGCCUCUGUCUCUGUCUCCGCCUGUGUCUCCACUGGACGUUCCUGACUGACCCAUUUGCUCAGUGACUGUGUGCCGAACGAACCGACCUUACUUGGCGCAGCCGCGCCAACACGAACUUGGGUGUCAUCAAAAGUCGCGUGCCAUAUGAACACUGUUUUCGUUGUGUUCCGCAUUCUUUCAGGUCGACUGUUUUGCGUGUCAUUGGGGCCUGUAUUGGACUUUCCAUCUCCGUUCUGCCGGCAAUCUGUGCUCAUUUGUUACGGUUUGUUUGGACUGCGUAAGCCAGCUGUACGCAUGUGUCGAACGAUUCUCCCACGAUUACAAUAUCUUUUAUAUCUAGCCUGUAAUUGUACCUAAUAAAUAUGUGUCAUGGAAAA